This is a messenger RNA of Drosophila sechellia, 2856 nucleotides long. RefSeq lists its product as uncharacterized. Lineage: Eukaryota; Metazoa; Arthropoda; Insecta; Diptera; Drosophilidae. The record is from RefSeq and is a predicted model, not a curated record.
AUGCAGCGAGCACCGAUCAGAACGAUCACCGACAACUUAGCACCACGAUCCAUGGCAACUAUAGACCCGAUAACUGGCGAGAAGAAAUGGAUUGGCUUCGUGGCCAAUUUGCUGAACAACUUCAUUGAAAAGGUAAACGCAACCUUGGCCAUGCAAUCCCAAUUGGCCGAGGUGGAGGGUAAAAUUUUCUUUGUGAAUAUCUCGAAGUGGACUGCAAACGAUCUGCUGGAUAUCGGGAUGAGCGUGGACACAACGUGGGAAAUGAGAAACUUCGAUACGUUCACGUAUCCCUAUUUGAUGUGCUCUUAUUGCUUCAUGGUGCCACUUCCGGAUAAGAUUCCCUACAACGAGGUGUACGGGGUGAUCAUAGAUCCCGGUGUCCUGGCCCUGCUCUUUCUUAUAUUCUGCACCUUCUCGACUCUGCUGAUCUACAUCCAGAAGAGGUCCUUAAGUCUGACCAGUGUUCUGAUGAACGAUAUGUGCUUGAGGGGCUUCCUGUGUCAGACAUUUCCGUUUCCACGUCAAUGCAGCAGAAAACUGAAGUUAAUGUGCUUGCUUCUAUGCUUUGCUAGUCUAAUGACCACCACAAUGUAUGGAGCAUAUUUAAAAGCCUUCUUGUACAGUCCACCACCACAGCCGAUGAUGCGUACAUUUAGCGAUUUGGAACGAUCCAGGUACAAGAUUGCCAUGAACUGGGCCGAGAUGGAUAUGCUGAGAUUCGAGAACAAUCGAAUCCUUCCGCACGUGAGCAACGAGCGGGUCGAAAUCAUCAAGGACUACCAUGAAUUUGUUAAGUUGCGGGAGUCCUUCAAUAGCAACUAUGUCUUUCCGGUAACCAGUGUGCGCUGGGGCACUUACGAUGAGCAACAAAAGCUCUUAUUUAAUCCCGUAUUCUAUUACUCCGAGAAUAUCUACCUUAGUCGCGACAACAUUCUUAGCUUUCCGAUCAGACGUCACCUGCCGUAUCGCAAUCUCUUCGAGGAACACAUCCUGCGGCAGAAGGAGUUUGGGUUGCUGAAUCACUGGAUCGAUCACAGCUUCUUGGAUAUGUUGAGGUUAGAACUGACACCACAUACGGACAUGAACGAACCUUCAGUGGAACUGGCUAUCGACGUGGAUGAUCUCUACUGGAUUCUGGGCUUCCCACAGUUAAAGGAUAAAGUCUUUGAUCUACUCGUGAGAUUACAAUUGGAGGAGUUCUAUGAUACACUGCUUCUCUAUGGAGUGGAUUGUGUUUUUCAUUCAUCAUUUCGGCGCUUGAAUGUAUCCACAGUGCUCGUGUCCUCGGGCAGCUCCAACUUUGAUUGGAACUUCAGCAGCCUAACCAUGAUACUAAGCUGUAGUCCUGAAGAUGAAAAAGAAACGAACUACAACACGCUCGCAAAAUUGCAAAGAAACAGGAGGUUAGUUUAUCUACGAGGCGAUAUUCAACCGCAUUCGGUGUGCGAAAGAUAUUUACAGAAGGAACAAUACAACAUAGCUACGAUAACAGAAGACUUUGAUAAGUCAAAAACUGUCUAUGCGUGUCGCCACUUUAAAGAUCCCAACAUCGAGGAAAUCAGUUUACUGGAUAGUAAGCCAGUUUUUAUAGAACAGUUCCGGAAUAUGUACGGAAAAUCCAUUCGAGCAGUGGCAGAUCUCUUAUCUCCGCGUUCGAUGCUUUAUAUGGAUCCAAAGACCGGUGAUAUGAAAACAACUGGCUAUGUGGCCAAUUUGGUUAACACUUUCGCUGAGAGAGUAAAUGCGACCUUGGAACUAGAAGUCUUAACCAACAAAUUGAUAGUAAAGGAAAUUUUAGUUUUGGUGGAAAACGAACAGCUGGACAUCGGGAUCACCCUAGAAUCCUCAUUUCGAAUGACAUUCAUAGAAACUUCCAGUUAUCCGUACAUUCUGACAUCGUACUGCCUUAUGGUUCAGGUUCCAGCAAAGUUGCCGUACAAUUUGGUAUAUGCUAUGAUAAUAGAUCCGAUCGUCCUGGGAAUAAUCUUUAUGUUGUUCCUCCUGCUAUCUGUCCUGCUAAUAUAUAGCCAGAAAAUGUCAUGGCAGGACCUGAGCUUGGCCAACAUAUUACUUAAUGAUAAGAGCCUGCGAGGUCCUGGCCAAUCCUUUCCCUUUCCUCUGAAUGCUAGCAAAAAACUGAGGCUGAUAUUUACCAUUCUAUGCUUUGCAAGCAUUAUGCUAACUACGAUGUACGAAGCCUACUUGCAAUCCUUUUUUAUGAACCCGCCAUCAGAACCAGAAAUCUGCUCAUUCCAAGAUGUUGGUAGCUAUAACCGAAGAAUUGCAAUGCCUGCACUGGAGAUUAAUGGUUUAAUCAAGACCAAUAAUUCACAUUUCCGAGAAAUUCACGUGGAUGAUUUAGAAAUUUUCGAUAAUUUGCCGGAGUGCUAUGAGCAGCGCGAUGCCUUCAACCUGAGCUACAACUAUGUGGUAACUGGAGACCGCUGGAGAACCUACGCGGAGCAGCAGACGCUCUUCAAGGAGCCAGUCUUCUACUUUGCCAGGGACUUGUGCUUCUCCAGACUGAUCUUCUUGUCGGUUCCCCUGCGCAGACACCUGCCAUAUCGUCAUCUCUUUCAUGAGCACAUGAUGCAGCAGCACGAAUUCGGUUUUGUGAACUAUUGGAUGAGCCACAGCUUCUUCGAUAUGGUGAGACUUGGUCUAACGUCUCUCAAGGAUCUAAGUAGGCCAUUAGCAUACACUCCAAGCCUAUUAAUGGAUGACAUCUCGUGGAUAAUGAAAAUCUAUUUGGCUGCCAUUGUACUUUGCGUUUUCUGCUUCUUGUUGGAAAUAGGAGUGGACAAGUGGAAACGCUGGAAGAAAUUCCGAAAUUUACAAAUUCUAAACACCUGUUAA